AGGCCGGGGCGGCCCCGCCCGAGCCGCGCUGCGGAGCCGGGGCUGGAGCCGGGGCCGGGAGCGGGUCCGGAGCUGCGGCGGAGCGAGCGAUGGCAGCCAUCAGGAAGAAACUGGUGAUCGUGGGAGACGGUGCCUGCGGGAAGACAUGCCUGCUGAUCGUGUUCAGCAAGGACCAGUUCCCCGAGGUCUACGUGCCAACGGUGUUCGAGAACUACAUUGCUGACAUUGAGGUUGAUGGGAAGCAGGUGGAGCUGGCGCUGUGGGACACGGCAGGACAGGAGGACUAUGACAGACUGCGGCCCCUCUCGUACCCAGACACGGACGUUAUUCUCAUGUGCUUUUCUAUCGACAGCCCGGAUAGCCUAGAGAACAUCCCGGAGAAGUGGACCCCGGAGGUGAAGCACUUCUGCCCCAACGUGCCCAUCAUCCUGGUGGGGAACAAGAAGGACCUGCGGAACGACGAGCACACGCGGCGGGAGCUGGCGAAGAUGAAGCAGGAGCCCGUGAAGCCAGAGGAGGGAAGAGAUAUGGCCAACCGCAUCAACGCCUUCGGCUACCUCGAGUGCUCGGCCAAGACAAAGGAGGGCGUGCGGGAAGUCUUCGAGAUGGCUACCCGCGCAGGGCUGCAGGUCAGGAAGAACAAGAAGCGCAGGGGCUGCCCGCUGCUGUGAGCAGCCGGCCGGCGAGGCGGGCACUGUCCCGAGCAGCGUCCGGACACCACAGCGAGAGCUCGUCCUGCCUGCAGCUGCCCCGGACCCUCCUCCCGAGAGCUGCCCCAGGUACGCGGGCAUCCCUGUGUCCUGCCGGGGGGGGCAAUGCCUUCAGUCCCUGCCGCUCCCCGCGGGCAGCACGGUGCGUUCGGGCAGCUCCGUGUUGCCCCGUUUUACACCGAUCCCCCUGAUUUCGCCUGUGCCGUGCGCUGGGCAGGGCUCACGGCCCGGGGGCUGCUGGCCGCCCCCCACGGCUUGUGGCCAUGGUCUGCUCGGGCCCCCAGCUCUCUGCCCCUGCCCGGGACGGCGCCCACCGGGGUUUUAUAGGGACUUGCCCGGGGCAGCUUUCAGCCCUGUCCGGGCACAGCCAGGCCCGGCUGCUGCCAGGAGCACUCCCCAGGCCUGGUGCUGGGGCAGGGCCUUGUCCAGCCGCCUCCGAGGCUGAAUCACUACGGACUUAGCACCAGUAAAUUGAACUGUGUAAUUGGGAGAAUAAAUGCAAACUGGUAUUUCAGUAAUUGCA
This is a messenger RNA of Cygnus olor (mute swan), 1233 nucleotides long. It is a transcript of the gene RHOC, whose product is annotated as ras homolog family member C. Gene Ontology annotation, cellular component: neuron projection. Lineage: Eukaryota; Metazoa; Chordata; Aves; Anseriformes; Anatidae. Gene Ontology annotation, biological process: small GTPase-mediated signal transduction. Gene Ontology annotation, molecular function: GTP binding; GTPase activity. The record is from RefSeq and is a predicted model, not a curated record. The transcript is spliced from 5 exons. Bases 90 to 671 code for a protein of 193 amino acids.